Messenger RNA from Paramecium primaurelia, 3514 nucleotides. Lineage: Eukaryota; Ciliophora; Oligohymenophorea; Peniculida; Parameciidae. The record is from the annotation of a GenBank genome assembly.
AUGUUGCAAGUAGUACUUUCAGAUGAAUAAAACUUAUCUAUAUCAUAAGAAUUAUCUCAUUAAGGUGGCAAUUUUAGGAUUUCCAAAUAAGCCUUAGUGAAAAUAGUUAGUGCUGCUCAAGAACGAUUGUUUGCAGAGGAGAUUGAUGAAUUAGAAAAUAUUGAUGGUUUGCAAAAUUUAGAAAUGAGUUUAUGCACUAGUUUCACUAAAGGUUUGAAAGGUGAUGAUUUUAAAGAAAGAGAUAUUCUCUUUGGUAACAAUAAAAAACCUGUCAUUCCACCAAAAACUUAUUUAAAAUUGCUCUUAUAAGCAUUAGAGGUUCAUAUAUUAGUAUAGAAUCAUAUUAGGAUUUCAUCAUGAGAGUAUUAUUAGUGGCCUCAAUAGUCUCAAUAGUAAUUGGAGUAGCCACAGCAGAUGAUGAUCAUCGUUCUUUAGCUUGGAUAGAAGGAUUUGCAAUUUUCAUAGCCGUAUUCGUAUGCUGCAAUGUGACUGCAAUAAAUGUAUAGAAUCAGUAUUUAUAUAUAGGAUUACUAAAAGGAAAGAUAAUUUCAAAGUUUAAAUUCAAUGGCAGAUAGUAGAAAAACAGUAACAGUAUGGAGAGAUGGGUGUAAAAUAGAUUUGCAUCAGAGUUUAGUUAUGGUGGGAGACAUAAUUUAAAUUUUUGAAGGUAUGGAGAUACCAGCCGAUUGUUUUGUUGUUGAGGCAGCUGAAUUAACAUGUGACGUAAUCAAAUAGUAAAUUAAUUAUUAGGAAAGUGCUAUGACAGGUGAGACAGAUCCUGUUAAAAAGGAUACCUAUGAAAACUGUAGAAAGUAGAGAGAUAAAUUAAAAGAUUAAUAAAAUUCAUGUGGUAGACAUGAUGUAUCGUCUCCAGUUAUGCUGAGUGGUACUAAAGUGUUGUCAGGUGAAGGUAAAAUGAUUGUAGUAGUUGUUGGAGAUUCAAGUUGUGUAGGAAAAAUAUCUUCAUUACUUGCAACUGAAGAUAUACAAACAACUCCAUUAUAAGAAAAAUUAGAAGCCAUUGCAUAAGAUGUAGGUAAAUUUGGUCUUGCAAGUUCUGCUUUGAUAUUGCUUAUUUUACUAUUAAGAUUUGCAGUAGAAAGAAUUAAAGAUAAUUCAUUUGAAAAAGAACAUAUAAAAGAAAUGCUUAAUUUCAUUAUUAUUUGUAUUACAGUCAUUGUAGUUGCUAUUCCUGAAGGAUUACCACUUGCUGUUACACUCUCAUUAGCUUAUUCUACAAAAAGAAUGUUGAAGGAUAAUAAUUUAGUUAGAAAAAUGGCAGCUUGUGAAACCAUGGGUGGAGCAGACAUGGUAUGUUCAGAUAAAACAGGUACUUUGACUUAAAAUAAAAUGUUUAUGGUAUCUAUUUGGAAUGAUACUCUAAUGGAUAUUGAUGUUUAUAAUGAUUAAUUGAAUUUAAGUACCUAUUUUCCUACUUAAAUGCAUGAAUUGUAUGUCUAAGCAUCAAUUGUUAAUGGAACAGCUAUGAUUAGACCAGAAGAAAAAGGUAGUAAAACUGAAGUAGCCAUGAUUUUAUUUGCAGAAAAAUGUGGAAUUAUUUAUGAAAAAGAAAGAGAAAUACAUGUUGCCAAUAUGAAAAUACCUUUUUCAAGCAAAAGAAAAAGAAUGGCUAUGAUAAUAGGAAAAAGAUUAGUUAUAAAAGGUGCUAGUGAAAUCAUUUUAGAAGGUUGUAAUAAGUUACAUUCAAAAAGUAGAGGAAUCGUCUCAAUUGACUCUACCAUAAGAUAAAGUAUUGAAAAAGCUAUUGAAUCUAUGGCAACGUAGUCUCUUAGAACUAUUGGAUUAGCCUAUAGAGAUUUAAAUGGAUCAGAAGAUCUGACUAACAAAAAUGAUAAAGGUGUUUAUGAUGUUGAAACUGAAAAUUUGACUUUAAUUGCUAUUGUAGGAAUCAAAGAUAUCCUAAGACCUGAAGUCCCAGGAGCUGUUGCUAAUUGCAAAACUGCAGGAAUUAAAGUAAGAAUGGUUACUGGUGAUAACAAAAUAACUGCAAGAGCUAUAGCUAAAGAAUGUGGAAUUUUAAUUGAUGAAAAUAAAUCUUUAGUAUUAGAAGGUCCUGAUUUUGUUAAUAGAAUAGGAGGUGUAGUUUGUAAAUGGUGUAAAACAGCAAUUUGUGAUUGUCCAAGAGAUUAAUCAACUGCUAAAUAAAUAGGAAAAUCAGUAAGAGUGGAUACAAUUAAAAACGGAGAAGAAUUUGACAAAAUCUAUCCUCUUCUAGAUGUCUUAGCUAGGAGUAGACCUGAAGACAAGUAUGCUCUUGUCACAGGACUCAUUGAAAGAGGACAUGUUGUAGCAGUUACUGGAGAUGGUACUAAUGAUGGUAAUAUUUUUAACUUAAUUUUGAAUAGCACCUGCUUUAAAGAAGGCUGAUGUAGGAUUUGCUAUGGGUAUUGCAGGUACAGAAGUUGCCAGAGAGAGUGCUUCCAUUAUUUUAUUAGAUGAUAAUUUUAGUUCUAUAGUCAAGGCAGUAAUGUGGGGAAGGAAUAUUUAUGAUUCAAUAAAGAAAUUCCUACAAUUCUAAUUAACUGUGAAUGUUGUAGCUGUCACAAUGACUUUAAUAUCAUCAGUGUUACUUAAGUAAGAAGUUUUGGAACCAAUCCAAAUGUUAUGGGUGAAUUUAAUUAUGGAUACAUUUGCAUCUUUGGCUUUGGCUACAGAAACACCAACAGCAGAAUUAUUGUAGAGAAAACCUCAUAACAGAAAUGAGUACAUGAUUUCAUAAAAAAUGUUCAAACACAUAAUAGGAUAAGCAAUUUAUUAGAUGAUUAUAAUGCUGGUGUUAUUAUUUAGUGCUUAAGAUUUUGUUCCUGAAUAUAAUGGUUCAGAGGAUAGGACUUCAGAUUUUGAAGGAAGAUUAUAAUACAAAUAUUCUAAUACAUAUUAUGAUGAAACAUUAAAAAUUCAUGUAUGUCCUAAUCAUUAAGACUACUGUAAUUUGGUUUCCUUUAGCACAGAUUAUUAUGUAGAUGGUUCUGAGAACUAUGAAACUUUCUACAAGGAAACCUAUAUACCAUCAAGACAAUUUACUGUAAUAUUUAACACAUUUGUCAUGAUGCAAUUAUUCAACUUUAUGAAUGCAAGAAGGAUAAAGGAUGAACCAAAUAUCUUUCAAGGCAUUUUCACAAAUAUCUUAUUCCCAAUUAUAGUUGUAGGAAUUCUGACUUUACAAAUAAUUUUAGUUACAUUUGGAGGUAUUGUUUUCCACUGCUAUACUUUUUAUGGUUUGAGAAUUGAAUAAUGGUAAAUUAUUUUAUUAAUUUUUAGGUUAAUAUGUGUAGCAUUUGGUUCUGGAGGUCUUAUAGUUAGAAUGAUUCUUAGAAUUAUUCCAGAUCCAAAAUUAGCCUUUUUAACUAAAUUAGGUCAUCAACAUAAUGAAGCUCCUAAAUUGGCAUCCCCAACUGCAUAAAACAAUGAAAGCUAUUAAAUUUAAGUUAUUCGUUAAGAAUCUGAAUUGGCAAAUCUUAAUGAUCAAGUAUAAGAAUCUAGAAUGAUUUGA